Geodia barretti is the source of this 1011-nucleotide messenger RNA. Lineage: Eukaryota; Metazoa; Porifera; Demospongiae; Tetractinellida; Geodiidae. The record is from the annotation of a GenBank genome assembly.
AUGCCUAUUGUCUCCGGAAUAUCAACGCCCAUAGCUAUGGAAUCUCGGGUUGCCGACCGGGCCCCGCGCCUGACGGUCGAGCAGGCUUAUGAGCAUUGCGCUCGGCUGGUGCGCAGUCACUACGAGAAUUUCACGGUGGCGAGCCGGUUGACGCCCAAAUCGAAGCUGCCCCACGUCAGCGCGAUCUACGCCUGGUGCCGCACUGUUGAUGAUCUCGGUGAUGAGGCAGUUCCCGACCAACAUGAUCCAGCCGAGUUCGGACAGUCUGCAACGCGGGCGCUUGUCACAGAGCAUCGUUUGGAACGCCUUGCGUGGUGGGAAGAAGAACUGGAUACCGCCUAUGGUGGGCAACCCGCUCAUCCGGUAACCAUCGCGCUGCAGCACACUAUCGCUGAGUUCGGGAUACCGCGAGAACCCUUUUUGCGUUUGAUACACGCCAAUCGUAUGGAUCAGGGAUCCGGAAGGGUUCAAAACUUUGGAGAUUUACUGCAUUACUGCGAACACUCCGCAAACCCGGUCGGUCAUCUGUAUUUAUACCUGUUUGGAUACGACGACGCAGAACGACAGCGGUUAUCCGACUUCACCUGUACCGGGUUGCAGUUAACCAAUUUCUGGCAGGACGUGGCGCGCGAUUAUCAGGACCGGGACCGAAUAUACCUCCCGCUGGACGAUAUGGAGCGAUUCGGCGUAAAUGAAAGCAACAUCGCCUCCGGAAUCGCUAUCGAUGCCUUCCGGUCGCUGUUGCGUCAUGAAUGUGAACGCGCCAUGGACUUAUUCGCCCGCGGCGCGCCUCUGGUUCCGAAACUGGACCGAUCGUCCCGCCUUCCGGUAGCUCUAUUCACGCGCGGUGGCACAGCAAUGCUCGAUGCCAUUAAGAAACGGAACUACGACGUGCUGAGCGGACGUCCGGCAUUGUCGAGCCGGCGCAAGACGUGGUUGCUGCUAUCCACAUUGCUUUCAGUAAAAUUAGGGAUGGGAUACCGAUUACCGGCGCGCGGCGGUAAGGCAUGA